This is a messenger RNA of Papilio machaon (common yellow swallowtail), 1387 nucleotides long. RefSeq lists its product as uncharacterized. Bases 52 to 1284 code for a protein of 410 amino acids. The transcript has a single exon. The record is from RefSeq and is a predicted model, not a curated record. NCBI's taxonomy places the organism in Eukaryota, Metazoa, Arthropoda, Insecta, Lepidoptera, Papilionidae.
UUUGUGUAUUUCUAGUUUAUAAUUGUGUAAUUAAUUUUAAGUGUUUUAAAAAUGGAAGUUCAAAUAAAGCCCGUUCCCGAGACAAUGUUAAAAAUCAUCCCUAUUUUUGAAGGAGAUAAUAGACAUUUAAAUUUAUACAUAAGAAAAUGUGAAUAUGUAAUCGAAAGAUAUCGCGGUAAUGACGAACAAAAUUUAUAUGUAUACCACGUUGUUACUAGCCGUUUGUCAGGUAAUGCAGCCGCGUUAUUAUCUGAAAGAGACGAUAUAGUGACAUGGUCACAACUAAAAGAUUUACUAGAGCAACACUUUGGUGAUCCUAGAAGUGAAGAAUGUAUAAAUAUCGAACUUGAGAGUUUAAAAAUUAAUCCCGGAGAAACUUACCUUUCUUUUUGUAAUAGGAUUCAGACAGUACGAUCUAAUUUAAUUUCAAAAGUAAAUACCCAUACAAAUCAGGAAUUAAAAACUGCUAAAAUCGCUAUUUAUAAUAAUACGGCCUUAAACGUCUUUUUAUAUAAUUUGCCAGAAAAUAUGGUACGUAUAGUGCGUUUAAAAUCACCCUCUACACUAGAAGCCGCAUUAAGUGUGGUCCUUGAAGAAGUAAAUUUCCAUGAUCAAUACACUUUAAGAAAUAAAAUGUAUGGAUCUUCAUCUAAGCCCGCGCAACAUUCGAAUCAUUUAAUGCCAUUACAUCCACCCAUUGGAUUACGUUACAAGCCUAACUUGCAACAAAUGCCAAGUAGAACGCAACAAAUUUUUGGUAACUCCGUUAAUCAAAAUUCCGGUUUCCGUUUACCUCAACCUGGGUUCCGGCCUCCAAUAAAAGGUUUUAGUAAUCAUCCCCAAGGUCAGCAGUUUGGCUACCGCCCUCAAUUACAACAGUUUGGCUACCGCCCUCAGUUACAACAGUUUGGCUACCGCCCUCAGUUACAACAGUUUGGCUAUCGUCCUCAGUUAACCCAACAAUUCGGUUAUAAACCCCCAAUAGGACAGACAUCCUUUAAUAAAUCCAUGCCCCCACAACAGUUUCAAACAGACGUAUCAAUGCGUACGGCCCCACUUAAUAAUAAUGCCUUUAAAGUCAACGAACUUACGGAAUCAGAUUACGUAGACGAAGAUUAUUAUUACGACCCCAAUUACUAUGAGCAACAGCAAUACAAUACAGACAACUACGAUGAAUACCCCAUUGAAAAUGAUACCGACGAAAGUAUGAACGACCCUAAUCAAGUUAACACUGACCAAAACCACCCUUUCGAGAAACAAGCCUCUCUCCCGAACAACACAUAGAGUUAAAUUGCGACCCAAGUCUAAAACUCCCAUAUAUAUAUAUACCAGAAAUAAAUGCAAAAAUGAUGAUAGAUACCGGUAGUACAAGAUCCUUUCUUAGCCC